CGCGUCGUUUCGGACACUGCAUCUACUGGGUUCCGCUUUCCGCAUGUGAAAAAAAAAAUAAAGAUCCACUACCGGAUGCGUUUAGUUUUGGUUUUAACUCAACUUGCUGUCAACCCGGAAAGAGGCUGCGCUCGAGGCACAGGGCUCGGCUGUCGGCGCGGAGCUUUCAUCUGUUUUCGCGGAUAAAUGAAGGCACGUCGUGCGCGUAUUGUGUUCCGAGAGAGCGCUGAAUAACACACGCGGCCGAACGCGGAUGAGUCACCAGCCUUUGGGAUUUUGAAGUGAAAUCUGGGACAUGCCUUACCUGGACAGACAAAAUCGGACCUGUGGAUUCCUGGACAUUGAGGAAAAUGAGAACAGUGAUAAGUUUUAUCGGCGUUACUUCAUCUUGGAUACAGAUGAGAAUUUUCUCCUCUGGUAUAUGGACAAUCCACAGAACCUGCCUCCGGGAACAAAGUUUGUUGGAAGUUUACGACUCAGUUACAUUUCUAAGGUUAAUGAAGCAUCAGUAAAGCAGAAACCAAAAGCAGAAUUCUGCUUUGUAAUAAAUGCAUUGUCCAGACGGUACUUUCUGCAGGCCAACGAUGCUGUGGAUUUGAAGGAAUGGGUCGUUGCUCUGAAUAAUGCCACCAAAAUUACAGUUCCAAAAGCAUCUCCAGUGACCCAAAGCUCUGAUGCCACAACUGUUUCAAACCCAAGUCAGUCAACGUCUCGACAGGCGUAUAAAACAGAAAUUGUUGGGGGGGUGGUUGUGCACACACCAGUCCAGCAGACCGAAAAUGAGGACGUCUUCACGAGUGAACUAGGAUCACAUGUCACUUUAAGGAGAUGUCAGAGUGUGCGUCCCAAUGUCACGAGGUCUGGCUACUGUGUCAAGCAAGGCAAUGUGAGGAAAAGCUGGAAGAGGAGGUUUUUUAUUCUAGAUGACCAAACUGUGAGCUACUAUAAAUCUGAAAUGGAUAAGGAACCUUUGCGCAGUAUUCGACUGCAGGAUGUGCUGAAAGUUAACGAGUGUCUUGUGAAAUCAGGGGAUCUGCUGUCUCGUGAUAACCUUUUUGAAAUCAUCACCAAUACCAGAACCUUCUAUAUCCAGACAGACACCCCAGAAGACAUGAAGGGCUGGAUCAAGGAUAUCUCCUCAAAAAUUCAAGACUUUAGACGGCCAUCUAAAAUGCGCUCUUCUGGCAAAACCUUUUCUGCUCCGAGGAAGCCUCAGCUUGUGAAGUCCUGCUCCACUGCAGAUUCGUGGCAGCCGUGGACCCCGGUGCCCAAUCAGGAGAAGCAUUUGAAGGAAGAGGGUCAGAGAGAAGGGUCGUAUAGCUCUCUUCCCUCGCUCUCACACAUGGGCCACAUUUUUCAGUCAACGUCUCGACAAACUCGACAGCGGCACCAUUCCCAGCCUCAGCUCGCUCCCAGCGACACAGACUUUCCGGAAAACCUUGACAGUCUUCGCUCCACUGAUGUUUAGUCGCUUUAACGGAUACUGCUGGCAGGCGUAUGAAUAGUGUUAUGAUAUAAUAGCUUUUUGAUUGUUGCUUUUCUUGUUCAGUGGUGCGCACACAAGUGCUUCAGUCAUUGCAAAUGCUGCUGACUCGCUCUAAAAGAAUAGUUCCCAAAUUUAUCUCCCAAACGGUGUCCAAAAAUUAUAUUAUUAUUUACUCCUGUCAAGCUCCAACUAUUAAUGUAUGGCAAGAAUUGUGUACCAAUUCUUCAAGCGAUUGUACUUUUGUCUUUCUGCAGAGAAAACGAAAUGCUUUUGGAAGAAAAAAAUGGGUUGAAACCAUACGUAGAAGAGAAUUGUCAUUGUGCCUGAACUAUUCCUUUAGAGAAAGUGUCUUUUUAUGUACGUAGGAAUGUAAAAUAAGGAAGGGUCAUUUGGUGAAAAGACAUUUCAUGUGUUGUGUUGCUUUAGUGAAUUCCCCAAGACAAAAAAUGGGGUCUAAAAGUCUGAGACAACUUGUGAAAUGCUUUUAUUGUGUAUUAUGUAUCAUAUGUGUACAAUGAUAUAUUCAGCACAAAAAAAUAUGAUUGAAGAGAUUUACAAUAUCGUAGUAUUUGGUAGAUUCAUUUUUGCUUUAAUGACAGCAGUACCUUGAGCUGACGUUAUCCGAUGAACGUUAUCCAGCGUGAUUUAAAAACGUUCCCAAGACCACGUUGUUCACUGCAUUUGCUUUUUGACUAUUUUGCUUUCUUUUAAAUGUAACUAUUUACAUUUCAACAUUUAAAAACCUCGGUUUUCAAUGUGGUCUCAAACUUUUGGACCCUCUUGUGCACUUGAAAAUAUUGAAGGUACGCGUUGUAGACUUCAGUCAACGCAUGUGACGUUUUUCAGUAUCACUAAUAAUAAGAAACUUUGACUAGACAUUCUACGAUGAUUUUCGUGACUGAAAACAUUUGAAUACUGAUUGCUUUGAAAUGCCUGAAAAUGGUAAUGGAAUUUUUUUUUGUUGUUAUUGUGAAUUUUACUACAUGUUGACAAGUAGGUCAUGUUCCUGUUGUUCAAACUACUUGAUUUUUUUUAUAUGCGCCAUUGCUAGAUAUGCACCAUCGCUUUGCACAUGAAAUAAACCAGUCCUUGAAGGAAAAA
Messenger RNA from Puntigrus tetrazona (Sumatra barb), 2587 nucleotides. It is a transcript of the gene plekha2, whose product is annotated as pleckstrin homology domain containing A2. NCBI's taxonomy places the organism in Eukaryota, Metazoa, Chordata, Actinopteri, Cypriniformes, Cyprinidae. Gene Ontology annotation, cellular component: cytoplasm; membrane. The coding region runs from base 296 to 1468 and encodes 390 amino acids. The record is from RefSeq and is a predicted model, not a curated record. The transcript has 12 exons. Gene Ontology annotation, molecular function: PDZ domain binding.